UAAGGGACAUGCUAAUGUUAUCAGACAAACAUACAGCAAUAGCUACAAUAAAGGAGAGGAGUGCAGCUGGAGAGAGAGAUGAGGAGCCGCCAGACUGGUGAGAAACACGCUAAUGCUAAUUAUAACAAGCACGCUAAUAGACAAAGAAAAACAGCUACUACAGAAGAGAGGGGUGCAACUGGAGAGAGAUGAGGAGACGAACAGCUUGUGGGAAACACAACCUUCUCACACAACAACAGACAUGUUAAUGCUAAUGCUAACAGACAAAGAGUAACAGUUACUAUAGAGGAGAGGAGUGAAGCUGGAGAGAGAGAUUAGGAGCUGCCAGACUGAUUUGAAACAUGCUGCUGAUCAAAGUUAGAUAUCAGGACUCCAGGAAAUUUAUCAGACUUCAGGAUGGAUUUACUUUUGCAGACUUUGUUAAUGAAGUCCACAGUAGGUUUGGCCUACCACCUGAGACAAAUCUACACAUUUAUGAUGACACUGAAACUGAGAUAGACAAGGACAUUUUACAAGAUGUGCUCAAUGCGAGACCUGAUACGUCGCUCAUUAUUGUUAGAAGAGAGAAUGAAGAAAUGUUAUCAGAUGCAACAAGCAGCUCUUGGACUGACAUUUUGUCACUUAGUCAUUCAUCAUAUGAACUUGACCAAAUGCCAGAACGACCUUACAAGAAAUCUAAGACACAUGAUGCAGCAGCUGAGGCAAAAGAGAUGGUUCGUAGUGCCCUAAAGCAGACAAGUGGAGGAGAUGCUGUCCUUGCUGAAUACAGUUCCAAAAAUACACUUUCAAGUGAAAUGAGACGAGUCCUAGUCAACAUUUUGGUUGGACAUAUGGUGGAAAUGCAUGGGAGAAUUCCCACAAGGAACCAGAAAGAGACGUAUGCUCUAGGUGUUGUGACUCUUUUCCCAUCACUAAAGGAUCCGUUUUCAAAAAAAGGCUAUGAACAUUUUUAUGACACAGACAGUGGGACUGGAUACAUUGCAUGGCGACUGAAGACUGUUCAGAGGAACGCCAAGAAGCGAAAUAAGCCUAGCAUCUUCAAAAGAAGUGAGACUGGCUUGAGUGGACCUUCUUGGAACAGAUGUUCCAGCUUUGAGCAGCAGGAUGAGGAUACUUUAAGAGAGGCAAUUGCCUUUCUUACUCAUUCCACAGAUGAAGCACAGAUCUUACUCAAAAUGAGGGAGACUUUUCACUAUAGGCAUAGGCUUGUUCAUGACCCAAACAAGACGACAGACAUUCUGAAGACCUUUCCUACAUUUCUAAACACUAAGGGACUUGUGAAUCAAGACUUCUCACUACUCUUCAGUCCUGAAACAUCGUCCAAGUUGCUUGAAAUGUGGGAUACCACUUUUAAGGCAAAAAUAAUCGAAGAAGCCAUAGGCUUGACUUCAACUGCUGUUGUGUGCUCACUUCUUCUGUCAGCAAAUAACCAGAGAGAUAGUGAACAUUGUUCUGACUGGGACAGUGACAUGGCAACAUUGCUUUUGCUGCUCCAUCUACUUCCACCAUCACCUGGAAAGAAGGUCUCAAAAAUCAGUGCAUCAGAUGCCAUAAACAGGCUUGUGGUGUAUCAGAAGUCUCGUACCAGCCUUGAACAACAUCUUCAGCAACGAGAAGGAAGACAGCCAUACCUCCUUACUGUUGGCAGGAACCGCAACCAGAUUGAACACUUUUACAUAGCUCUGAAUAAGAAUCUCAUCCCCUGUCAGUCGGAUACAUCCCUCGGUGCAUUCGAUGAACUAUUUAAAGCACAUUUUGUUUUUAAUUUAGCGUAUGAUGAGGCACUCCUUCAUUUUUACACUUUCAUUCAGACAACAAUCUACAUGGUUGAUGUAGGGAAAACCAAGGAGUCACCAAGAGUUAAGGAGCUGAGAGCAAAAUUACUGAAUUAGCCAUAUAUGUUUUAAAUGCAAAUAAUCUUUUGUAACUCAGUAACAACAGUUUGGGUCCGAAUUAUAGUCUUGUUAAGAAUACCCCAUUAUUUUUUGGUGAUGUGGUGCCACAAGACAAUAGAAACUGGAAUUUGUUGCGAAUAAUCAACUUUGUCUUUUCUCCAGGGGUUUCUGAUGGCAUGACUGUAUCUCUUAAACAUCUAAUCAAAGAGCACCAUCAGCUUUUUAAAAUUUUGUACACCAAUCAACAUGCAAUACCUUACCAUUUCAUGGUCCAAAAAACAAACUUUUCAAAAAUUCUCCAACUUUAAGAAUUGAAGUUGGAGAAUUUUACCAAGUUUCUUGCCAGGAAACAUACAAAGUCCACUGCAUAUCAGUGGGACUCAUUAACAUUUCACCACAAAGAGUAUGGGCCAAUGUUUUUAAUUUUGAAUACCAAGAUGGUGGUAAAGAAUUGUUGUGAUCACUUACAAUUCCUGUGUAUACAAAUAUAUGUUCCACUAAUUAGGUUAGAAUUGUUUCCAUUGAAUACAAAGUUGAGCUAAUUGUUUGUAAUGAGUAAAAUAAUGAAAAUCCUGU
This is a messenger RNA of Sinocyclocheilus anshuiensis, 2471 nucleotides long. RefSeq lists its product as uncharacterized. The transcript is spliced from 10 exons. The record is from RefSeq and is a predicted model, not a curated record. Lineage: Eukaryota; Metazoa; Chordata; Actinopteri; Cypriniformes; Cyprinidae. The coding region runs from base 342 to 1892 and encodes 516 amino acids.